Poecilia reticulata (guppy) is the source of this 2662-nucleotide messenger RNA. RefSeq names its product arrestin domain-containing protein 3-like. Gene Ontology annotation, cellular component: plasma membrane; cytoplasm. NCBI's taxonomy places the organism in Eukaryota, Metazoa, Chordata, Actinopteri, Cyprinodontiformes, Poeciliidae. Gene Ontology annotation, biological process: protein transport. The record is from RefSeq and is a predicted model, not a curated record.
CGUGUCUUUUCCCACAACCUGGGUAACAGUCUCACCAGAGCCUUUAAAGAAAUAUAACUCUCUGAGUGGUCGUAUGCUUUUGUGUUGUUCUGUCUUUCUUCGUUCUCCUUUGUGCAGCGAUGCCAGCUGUGAACAGCUUUACAAUCAACUGCGACGCGGUGAACGAGGAGGGGACGUUUUCUCAGGGAGACACUGUGACGGGACAAGUAAUUCUGUCCUUAUCUAAGGAAACCAAAGCUCAGCGGCUGUUUGUGAAGGCUAAAGGAGACGCAAACGUCCGAUGGACGCAAAAGCGCGGCGAACACACGCAUACAUACUCGGCGCACCGGAGAUAUUUUAAACUGAAAGAGUUUUUAAUCCCAGAAGGCACGGAGGAAACUGUUUUGCCUGAAGGGACCCAUGUCUACAAAUUCAGCUUUAGGAUCCCAUCUGAAAACAUGCCAUCGUCUUUCAGAGGAUCUCAUGGAAAAAUUGUCUACAAACUGGAGGCCAAACUGUCCAGGAGCUGGAGGAUGGAUUCCACUGCAGAGAAGGAGCUCAAUUUUGUCUCAAAGUCCUUCCCAAACUUCAACGCUCUUUUAUCACCGCAAGUCGGUUCCACAGAGAAGGAGAUGGGGAUGUUCUCUAAGGGACAAGUGCACAUGGAUGCCACUGUUAACAAGACAUUGUACGCCCCAGGUGAAACCAUACUGAUAUCUACAAAAGUCAACAAUGCUUCUUCUCGAGACAUGACUCCCAAAUUUAGCCUGGUGCGGAGUGUUCAGUUUCGCGCUCAAGGAGACACCAAAAAUGAGGAGUACACUGUCGAGAAAGUGGCCGAUAAGGUUAUGAAACCCCACACCCAACAGGAGGUCAAGUGUGAGAUGAAGAUUCCCACUGAUGAGAUGCUUUCCAUCGAGAACUGCGAAAUCAUCUCGGUGACACACCAAUUAAAGGCAUAUCUGGACAUCAGCUUUGCCUUUGAUCCAGAGAUCAUCUUCCCAGUGCUUAUUUCACACCCUACUUUAGUCUUUGGUGCUAAUAACAGUGGGCCUGUGGGUCCUUAUCCUGUUGCCGCUUUCGGUGGUCCAGCCAACAGUGACUUCCUUCCCCCUGCAAUGGCUGUUGGUCCUUACCCUGCACCCCCGUUUUCAGGUCCCUACGGCUACCCAGGUGCCCAAAGUCCUUCUGCACCACCACCUGCAUACCCAAGCAAUCCACAAGCUUAUUAUGGUCCGCCAGGACCUUAUGGUCCUCAGCCACCUCCCAUAUAUGGGGCCCACAGCAACCCAGUGCCACAGGGGCCUUCUCCAUAUGGAUCUCCAUUUUCACCCUCUUCAUCCUCCACCAUGCUUCAUCCUCCACCGCCCGCGCCCAUGUUCGACGUGCCCCCUUCGGGGCCCCAGGUCCAGCCACCUUUUUCCUCCGUGUCUCCUUCAGCUCCCACUUUCAACCCAAUGCCUUCUGCUCCAGACAUGACUACAGACUUCCUGUCUCAGACAAAUGAUGCUCCUCCGGCAUACACAUCGCUUUUCCCAUCUUCGACUCCGGAAAAGUCAGAUACAAAAUAACCACACAUCUAAAUUAUGACUAAAAUAUAUAGGAAACCACGAAGGCUUUACCAUGCUCCCUAAGAAUCCUCUAAAUGUGUUGUUUGAGAGUGACAUAUUAAAGCUGGUGUAAUCAUUAUUAGAUUUAUUAAGCAUAAGGAAGUAUACUGGAAAAGAAAAUGUUGCCUUGGCAUGUCAUGUUGCAGAUGAUUUCUGAUGAGUUUCAGUUGCCUUUGGCCUUUUUGUCUGGUGCUAAUAAUGUAACUAAGCCUAUAUUCUCAGGAUACCGUCUGAUAAAAUGCCUUAACAUUUAAAAUGUGCUUUUGUUUUUAGCAUAAAUUUAUACCCGUCUACCUCUAUAUAACUUGUGUAAAGCAUGUCAAAAGCUUGUAUUUUAUGGAUUUACUAUGUUAAAAUAAAGAUCCUUAAAUUAUUUCUGUUUGUCUUUUUAUGUUAGAUUAAGGAUUUAGUAAUGCAAGAGAGUUGUGAUAAAUUGAUAAAGGUAUAUGAUGUCAUUUGAAUAAAUUCAUGCUAAUUCAUGCUAAAUUCGUACAACUUUGCCUGCUAACUCAAAUAGUGGUACACAUUUCACCAGUCUAAUCGUUUAGGUAUCCAGAUAUGGCGAAGAUGUUUUGCUGUACUUCAAACCAACCAUCAGAAUGGGAUUUGAAUGCUUUUGAAAAUGGAAUAAUGUAACUAUAUUUGUGUGUUUCAGUAUUGAUUUUCAUUUUUGUUCAUUGAAAGGUCUUGCCACAGUUCCUUUGUUUAGAUUCUUGGUUUAUUUAUUUGUAUACUUCCUCGUGCAUUUGCAUUUAUUUUCUUUUAGAUCAUUGUCAGGCCUUUUCCCACGUUUUGUAGUUUCUUUGAUCUUUAGUUCACGUCAUUCUGUGCCUCCACUGUUCCUUAUUUUCCUUUGAUUAGGCAAUUUGGUUUCUUUAUUUCCCCUUUUCCUUGCCGCAGUAUUUAAGUUCCUGGAUUGCCGCUACAUCUUUUUAUGUACUGCUACCUUCCCUGCUUUUUUUUCUUUAAGUUCUCAUAUUUUAUUCUACAGUACACUAUUUUUGCUAGUCUGUCUCUGUGCCUAGGUCCUCUUUAAACCUAAAAAAAAAAAUAAAAGGUUUUUGGUGCCUGAA